This is a messenger RNA of Pungitius pungitius (ninespine stickleback), 396 nucleotides long. Its product is annotated as zymogen granule membrane protein 16-like. Bases 1 to 396 code for a protein of 131 amino acids. The record is from RefSeq and is a predicted model, not a curated record. The transcript is spliced from 4 exons. Lineage: Eukaryota; Metazoa; Chordata; Actinopteri; Perciformes; Gasterosteidae.
AUGAUUGUGGACUACAGGAAGAAGCGGCGAGAAUACCACGCUCCCAUUCUCAUCAACGGGUCUGCAGUUGAGGGAGUCAACAACCUCAAGUUCCUAGGGGUCAAUAUCAGCGAUGACCUGACCCGCAUCCAGCUGCGCUACGGGGCCAUCUGGACUCAACGAGCUGGUCGCGAAUUUGGCCUCCCUCAAGAGCUGGAGCUCUUUGACAGAGAGACGAUUGUUCAGGUCUCUGGUAAAUACCACAGCAACUACAUCUAUCAGAUAAAGUUUGUGACCUCCAGAGGGCGCUCUUUAUUCGCUGGCCAGCCACUCUAUGCCUCCUUUAACUUCUACGCUUCCCACCCGGACGCAGAGCUCAAACUGCUGAGUGAGAUCAAUCCUCUUAUGUUUAGAUGA